This is a messenger RNA of Penicillium argentinense, 1509 nucleotides long. Its product is annotated as aldehyde dehydrogenase ALDH. The coding region runs from base 1 to 1509 and encodes 502 amino acids. NCBI's taxonomy places the organism in Eukaryota, Fungi, Ascomycota, Eurotiomycetes, Eurotiales, Aspergillaceae. Gene Ontology annotation, molecular function: oxidoreductase activity, acting on the aldehyde or oxo group of donors, NAD or NADP as acceptor. The record is from RefSeq and is a predicted model, not a curated record. The transcript is spliced from 3 exons.
AUGGCUUCAUUUCGAGAAAUCACCGCGCCCAACGGGCAGCGCUACCAGCAGCCCACUGGCUUGUUCAUCAACAAUGAAUUCGUACCCGCAACGGGCGGGCAAUCAAUCACCUCUUUGGACCCCGCAACCGACAAGCCCAUUGCCACCGUCGAUGCUGCCAGUGCCGCCGAUGUUGACCGCGCAGUCCAAGCCGCCAAAGCUGCGUUGGCGCAUCCCUCGUGGAAGCUCCUCCCCGCAACAGACCGGGGUCAAUUGAUGGCCCGACUGGCCGAUCUGCUUGAGCAGAACAGGGAGCUGCUGGCAACUAUCGAUGCCUGGGACAAUGGAAAACCCUACCACGUCGCAUUCGAGGAAGAUCUCACUGAAGCCAUCGGCACCAUCCGAUACUAUUCUGGCUGGGCCGACAAGACCUUCGGACAGACCAUCAACACCACCCCUCAGAAAUUUGCCUACACCAUCCGCCAGCCGGUCGGCGUUGUGGGCCAGAUCAUCCCUUGGAACUACCCUCUUUCCAUGGCCACCUGGAAACUAGGACCUGCCCUGGCUUGCGGUAACAGCGUUGUCCUGAAGCCGGCCGAACAAACCCCACUCAGCGCUCUUAUCCUGGGUAAACUGAUUAAGGAGGCCGGGUUCCCACCGGGCGUGGUCAAUAUCGUUAAUGGCUACGGCCGUGACGCCGGUGCCGCGCUUGCAUCGCACCCGCUCGUCGACAAGGUCGCUUUCACCGGGUCGACAGGGACAGCACGCGAGAUUAUGAAGAUGGCCGCGGGGUCGCUGAAGAACAUUACUCUGGAAACGGGCGGCAAGUCACCGCUGCUUGUGUUCCCCGACGCGGAUAUGGACCAGGCGGUUAAGUGGUCGCAUUUCGGUAUCAUGUCGAACCAGGGCCAGAUCUGUACGGCUACGUCGCGGAUCUUCGUGCACCGGAAGAUUCUGCCUACUUUUCUGGAGAACUUCAAGAAGGCUGUUGAGAGUGUCAAGAUUGGCGACCAGUGGGAUGAGUCGACUUUCCAGGGUCCCCAGGUCACCCGUCCCCAGUAUGAGCGCAUUCUUUCAUUCAUUGAGAUUGCAAAGAGUGAGGGUGCUACAAUCCUGACCGGUGGUGCUGCCCACGCCCUUUCCGACCCCAAGAACAAGAAUGGGUACUUUGUCAAGCCGACUGUCAUUACCGAUGUCACCGAUUCGAUGCGCAUUGUCCAGGAGGAAGUCUUUGGGCCUGUUGUUGUGAUCCUGCCAUUUGAUACUGAGGAAGAGGCUAUUCAGCGUGCGAACAAUACUACGUAUGGCCUGGGUGCUGCGGUGUUCACGACUGAUCUUGAGCGGGCGCACCGUGUCUCGGCUGAGCUGGAGUCUGGUAUGGUAUGGGUGAACAGUAGCCAGGACUGCGAUCCCCGUAUUCCGUUCGGUGGUGUUAAGCAGAGCGGUAUUGGUCGUGAGCUUGGCGAGGCUGGCUUGGAGGCUUAUAGCCAGAUUAAGGCUGUUCAUGUUAACAUGGGCACUAAGCUGUAA